Anopheles aquasalis is the source of this 1488-nucleotide messenger RNA. RefSeq names its product angiopoietin-related protein 6-like. The record is from RefSeq and is a predicted model, not a curated record. NCBI's taxonomy places the organism in Eukaryota, Metazoa, Arthropoda, Insecta, Diptera, Culicidae.
AUGGACGGUUCGGGUACAUCUAGCAUCCGGCACCGACGCCACGGCUGCCAGUCGCAGUUUCGUAGCAGAACGGAAAUGAAGCAAACGUGGUACCUGCUCUUUGUGACGGGCUUCGUCCUGCUGGCAGCACUAGAGUUGACGUUCGGUGAACCAAUUAGAAGCCAUCACCACCACCACCAUGGGCACCAUCAUAAGGAACAUCACAAGAAUAAGCACCACAGUCACCAUCAUGGUGAAGUGUACGGGUUCGAUGAUCCGUUCGAGGCGAAUGGCCGCUGGUUACAGGGCGAAGAUCCGAUGUGUAACUGUGAAGUGAUCGGGAUGAAGUUGAAGAAACUGCGCGAGAAGGUGCUCGUGGUGAUUGGUUCGUUCGAUAAGCUGCUCAAGGCGCUGGUUGAUCUGCGGAAUACCAAAAACCUUCUGCGCAACGUGGACCUGAGCUUGACGACGCUGGGCGGUUUGCUGGCCAACAGUGAGAGCCAGCUGGCCAUGCUCGAGGGCUACACUACGGCGAUCUCGAAGGGGCUAAGUGAAGCGAAGGCCUUGUCGGUGCAGAAGCUCACCAAGGAGUACUUGAUCGAUGGGCUGGGGUCGCUCAAGUCGCAGCCUGACUUACCACCGCUGGAGGAGCUGGACGAGAUCACGUACAGUUCGUGCCAGGAUCGUCGAAUUGUAAAGACGGGCGUGUACAAGGUGUCGAUGAACGUGACGAAGUCGAUGUACGUGCUGUGCAGUCUCGACUUUGGCCAGAACGCCUGGACUGUCAUCCAGAACCGGUACGAGGGAAGGGAGAAUUUCUUCCGGCCGUGGAACCACUACAAGCAUGGGUUCGGUUACUUCGGGUACGGUGAGUACUGGCUGGGGCUGGAGAACAUCUACCAGAUGAUGUUGCACCGUGAGUGCGAGCUGUUGAUACUGCUCGAGGACUUUGAGGGGAAGUUCGUGUACGCCAAGUAUAAGUACUUCCGUAUUGAGGGCGAGAAGGACAACUACAAGAUCUCGAAGCUGCACGGUUACGUCGGAACAGCAGGCAACUCGCUGCACAGUGCCGACGGUAUGGGUUUCUCGACCUUCAAUCGGGACAAUGAUCGAUCGCAUGAGCUGAACUGUGCCAAGGAGAGCCACGGUGGUUGGUGGUACAAGGAUUGUGGUGAUAGCAAUCUGAACGGAGCCUACCGGAAAGAGUACUCGCACGAUAAGAUGGGAAUGUACUGGGAGGAGUUCCGGGGACACUACUACAGCCUGAAGCGAACCCGGAUCAUGGUGCGCUUCCGGAAGGAUCACCAUCAUCAUCACCAUCACAAGAGUCAUCACUACCACCAUCACAGUUACCACCGAAUCGAGGGCGCGCCAUCAUCCGACGAGGACACGUCGUACGAACAGGAGUACUACGCAGCGUACGAUGGUUCCGGCACCACGGACACGGACACGGACGACACGGAACCGAUCAACACCGAUCCGGUGCCUCCGUUUACGUCAUUCGAAUAA